AUGGAGGACUCGUCAGAUGAGGAAUCUUUGAGUUCAAAUGGUACUUUUUCUGAAGAAGAAGAGGAGAAAGAAAGAAAAGAAAAAAAGGGAAAAGAAGAUUCCGGUUUGCUGCUGGCAGCAGAGCGGCGCUUCGGGCUGCUGUCUGCUGCAGAGCGCAGCCGCCUUCGCCAGUUCGCGGGGGCCCCCGAGCUGCAAAACCCAAAGUUGAAGUCAGCAAUUCGGGGGCUCUUUUCGGGGCCCGGGGGGCCCCCAGGGGCCCCCGGGGCCCCCAGGGCCCCCGGGGCCCCCGGGGGCCCCGGGGGCCCCGGGUCUGCAUUUGCGGGGCUUUCUCGGCUUUUGGAGGAGCCGGAGUUUCGGGCACUGGCGCAAGCCCUCAUGCAUGCAAUUGGUGGCGAAAAUUUGAACAAUUUGGAGACUUUUUGCGGAAAAAUUCGAAAAGUUUCGACCCCUGGCGACGCGGCGGCGCGGGCGGAGUGA
This is a messenger RNA of Eimeria tenella, 477 nucleotides long. RefSeq lists its product as uncharacterized. The coding region runs from base 1 to 477 and encodes 158 amino acids. Lineage: Eukaryota; Apicomplexa; Conoidasida; Eucoccidiorida; Eimeriidae. The transcript is spliced from 2 exons. The record is from RefSeq and is a predicted model, not a curated record.